Chlamydomonas reinhardtii is the source of this 1804-nucleotide messenger RNA. RefSeq lists its product as uncharacterized. NCBI's taxonomy places the organism in Eukaryota, Viridiplantae, Chlorophyta, Chlorophyceae, Chlamydomonadales, Chlamydomonadaceae. The transcript is spliced from 7 exons. Bases 231 to 1430 code for a protein of 399 amino acids. The record is from RefSeq and is a predicted model, not a curated record.
UUAUUGACGUUGCACUGUCUUCCUAUUAAAGCUCCUAUAACUCUGUUCUGGCGAAAAUGGCCGGGAGGUGUUUGCUCCAAAGAUUAGGCCACCGAAGUAGCCAUGUUUCUACACUUCUCCAAGGCAUGGAGCUUGAGCAUGGUCUAUCCUUGCAGGCGACCUGCUGGGAGCGCUGCCUCAGCGGCGCCAGCGCCAGCACCAGCACUUCCGGCACCGGCUUGGGCUGGGCCAUGACCGGGACCGCGGCGACCCGCCAGCACAGCACCACAUCCUGCAGCUCCAUGCACUGGAUCUCCAGCAGCACAGGCGCAGCGGCGCCAGCCGCUGACGCGGCGUUGCCACAGGCGACGCCCCGGGGACCCCGCCUCGCACCCGGGUUUGCGCGCACCUUCGCCUCAGCCGCGGCCGCCGCCAGCCCCGCGGCCGCCAGCGUAGCAGUAGACUCCGGGUCAGCGGCCGGCACCGGCGUGACGGCGGCGGCGGCGGUGCCGUGGCCUUGGGUGGACCCCAGCCGGCCUCAGGUGCUGCCGGCGGCAGUGCGCAAGGGCCGGCGGGCGGCGGUGCCGCUGGCAACGGCGCUGCAGCAGCUGCUGGACCCACUGACGCCCGGGCAGCGCAAGAGCCACAGCCUGGAGGUGUUUGUGCGCUUCGGCCUGGACCCACGCCGCUCCGACCACCUGGUGCGCGGCAGUGUGGUGCUGCCGUACGGCACGGGGCGCCGCGUGCGCAUCGUGGUGUUCGCCAAGGGGGCGGACGCGGACGUGGCGCGGGAGGAGGGCGUGGACAUCAUCGGUGACGAGGAGCUGAUUGCCGCCAUCGUGUCCAGCGAGGGCGCCGCCAUCGCCUUCGACCGCCUCAUCGCCACGCCCGACUUCAUGCGGCCGCUGGCGCGCGCCGGCAAGGUGCUGGGGCCCAAGGGCCUCAUGCCCAACCCCAAGAUGGGCACGCUGACCAGCGACGUGGCUCGCGCCAUCCGUGAGACCCGCCGCGGCCGCCUGGACUUCCGGCUGGGGCGCGACGGCGCGGUGCGGGCGGCGCUGGGCCGCUGCGGCAUGCCGGCGGAGCAGCUGGCCGCCAACAUCGGCGGCCUGGUGGCGAGCCUGCUGGAGAACAAGCCCAAGGCUGUUGGCGGCCCGCCCGCUGUGGCUGCCGCGGCGGCGGCUGGCGGCACAGCAGCGGCAGCACCGGGCGCGGCCGCUGCGGGCAUCCCGCCCCCGGGCUCUUUGGACGGCUAUGUGCGCACCUUCCUGCUCAAGACCACCGGCUCGGCGCCCGUGGCCGUGUCGCUGGACUCCCUGCUGGAGGCGGUGGGGCCCUACAGGCAGCUGGUGGGCGCGGCGGCGGCGGCGGAGGCGGCGGCGGCUGACGGCAGCGGUGGUGGUGGCGGUGGUGGUGGCGCGGGGGAGACGCAGGGGCAGGCGAAGCAGUAGGCGGAUGAGCGAGGAGCGGAGGGGUGCGAGGAGGGGAGGCUAUGCAGCAGGGGAAGAUGUGGGAGCAAGGGGGUUUGUAAGUGCCAGCUCAAGGGGGGGAGAGCAGCGGAGGGGCGUUGCGGCGUGCUGCGUGCUGCGUGUGGAGCUGGUGUGGAGAUGUACUGGUGGCGGUUGAGGGGUGCUGUGCUGCGGGCAGGUUCGGCUGGGUCUGGAACAAGACACUUUGCGACGGUUGAGGUGAAAAGGUGUGACGCUGUGUCUAUCACGCCAGGCAGUGCAUCGGCGCUACGUGCGGCGCACUGGGUUUCUCAGAAACAAGGGUUUCCAAAGCAGGGCCGUGUCGCACGGACACAAGGCGCGUCUGUAAUCGGCAU